Molecule: messenger RNA, 994 nt
Organism: Leptonychotes weddellii (Weddell seal)
Lineage: Eukaryota; Metazoa; Chordata; Mammalia; Carnivora; Phocidae
Source: RefSeq, a predicted model, not a curated record
AUUAAGAAGUCUGACCAAACACCCCUCCUUAGGAUGUUGCUCAUCUUCCCAUCCUUCUGCAUUGUAAUGGUACCAUCUUUCCUGAUUUGGAUAGAAGUCCCAUUAGUUCUACCUGGUCCAUUUCAUCAGUAUCUUAUACUCCCUUCCUCUCAGGUAGGAGUUUUUCCAGCAAAGAGCAUUUAUUGAGAGAGUGCCAUUCUCAGGAGAUUUUAAAUUUGAUGAUUAGGUGACUUUUCAUAUGAUCUGUGAUAAAUUGUCACACCUUCAUUUAGCACACACAUAGGCUUUACAUCCUAAUAGAAAUCUUAAAAAUGUUACCAUUAGAUAAUUUAUGACUUUAUACUAAAGUAUUAACUUUGCAUUUAUGUCUAAAGCAAAGCUAUUAGGCACUUAAUUCAGGAAUAUGUUAAAGAAUUGUACUCUGGUUGCCUGAAGGACAUGGAAUUUACCUGUUAGUGAAGUGAGAAGUCUAUAUUAGAAAAAAAAGAUGGUUGAGUUCAUGAAGUAUCUUCCUAAGAGAAGGAAGUUGGUGGGGAGGGAAAAGAGAGUGAGGCGAUCAAGCUAUCGAGGUCCCCUCCAGUUAGUCAUUUCUUCUCGGGCAGGCAGUUCCACGAAACUAACAUCAUGUGCUUUUGGAUCUUAUACAGAUGGCAAUCGGGAGUUACUUCCCUGUGAAGUCUGUGGAAGACGCUUUGCAGCAGAUGUUCUGGAAAGGCAUGGACCAAUAUGUAGAAAACUCUUCAACAAAAAACGUAAACCUUUCAAUUCCUUGAAACAAAGAUUACAGGGCACUGACAUUCCCAUUGUGAGAAAGGCUCCUCAAUCCAAGCCUCAACCUGUGAGGAGAUCUAACUGGAGACAACAACAUGAAGACCUCAUUAAUGCCAUCCGAUCGGCAAAGCAGUGUACGCUAGCCAUUAAAGAAGGCCGACCUCUCCCACCUCCACCUCCUCCAUCCAUCAAUCCAGGCAUCAUACCCAGCAUGGAGCCCAAA